Messenger RNA from Misgurnus anguillicaudatus (oriental weatherfish), 1852 nucleotides. The record is from RefSeq and is a predicted model, not a curated record. Lineage: Eukaryota; Metazoa; Chordata; Actinopteri; Cypriniformes; Cobitidae.
UAACCUCCCAUAUGAUGAAAAGCACCCUCUGAUACUCCCUAAAAAACAUCAUGUGUCAACUCUGCUUGUGAGACAUUACCAUCAAAGCGUUGCUCACCAAGGUCGUCACCUCACUGAGGGAGCGUUGAGAUCUGCUGGUGUUUGGGUAAUUGGAGGCAGGAAACUAGUCUCAAGUGUAAUCUAUCAGUGUGUCACUUGUCGUAGGCUUAGAGGAAAGCCUGUCGAACAAAAAAUGGCCAACCUCCCAGAAGAUCGACUCACCAUGGAGCCCCCGUUCACUAGGGUAGGCUUAGAUGUUUUUGGGCCCUGGAGCGUAGUUAGUCGCAAGACAAGGGGUGGGGCCGCAGAAAGCAAACGCUGGGCAGUUUUAUUUAGUUGCUUAGGGACUCGUGCAGUUCACAUAGAGGUAAUCGAAACCAUGUCCACCUCGUGUUUUAUUAACGCGCUGAGAAGGUUUUUUGCAGUUAGAGGCCCUUCCAAAGUUCUCAGAUCAGACAGAGGCACUAACUUUAUUGGAGCCUGUAAGGAGCUAAAGAUCAAUACAGACCACCCUGAGAUCCAAAACUACCUCAGCAAUGAAGGCUGUACAUGGACAUUCAACACACCUUACUCAUCACACAUGGGAGGAUCAUGGGAAAGAAUGAUUGGCAUCGCCCGCCGCAUUCUAGACGCAAUGUUACUGCAGUCAGGUCCAACUCGUCUUACCCAUGAAGUCCUCACAACGCUAAUGGCAGAAGUCAUGGCAAUCAUUAAUGCUCGUCCAUUGGUUCCCAUAAGUACUGAUUCAGACUCACCAACCAUUUUGACACCGUCAAUGCUUCUAACUCCAAAGGCAGGAGUUGCUCCUGCUCCUGAAGGAACAUUUGACAUGAAGGACAUGUAUAAAAAGCAAUGGCAACAUGUUCAAGGUCUUGCAGAUACAUUUUGGAAGCAUUGGAGACAAGAGUAUCUGUCAGUGCUUCAGCAAAGAAGGAAAUGGACUCAUGACAAAGAUAACAUUCAAGUAGGGGAUGUAGUCUUGUUAAAAGAUGACCAAGUUAAACGUAAUGAAUGGCCCAUUGGGCUCAUUACUAAAAGCAUCCCAAGCGAAGAUAAGAGAAUCAGAAAAGUGGAAGUUAAAGUUGUAAAGCAAGGGAAUACUCGUGUCUACUUGCGCCCAGUGACUCAACUUAUUCUCUUGUUUCCCCGCGGUAGUGAUUCAAAGACUGAUUAGAAUUAAGUAAUGGUAUAAAAGCAUUUACACCAGGCGGGGAGUGUAAUGGUUUCAGUUUGAUUCGGUUUUAUGUUGACCUUUAGCGCCCUCUUGUGGCGAGUAUUGUGUAUGGUAGAGCCCGUGUUGCACGUGUUGAGGUGAGCUCAUUGUAAAGUGUUAUGGCUGAAGAGCGGCUCGUUCAGGGAACUUGUGACCCGCAUAAGGCUGUAAGUCGCUAUAACUUCUCAUAUAAACACAAAGUUCAGUAUGUUAAAGAUGUUUGUCAGUAUACUGAUUAAUCUAGAGAUGCAAAUGUUGCUAAAACAAAACGGAAAGUGUAAAUAGUGAGCAUUAAGUAGCACUGUAUGCUAGCGGUCUUUUGCUAUGAUAAUUAUAGUAUAUUUACAGGGGUACAUGACAAUGUAACGUUUAAUGCUUAAUUUGUUUAUUUAAUGUUUCCUUUGAAUGUUUUUAGGCAGUAAAUACUGUUUAGUAAGUUAUGCACUUUGAAAAUGUAAAUUUAAUACAAUUCUAAUUUCUCUAUUUUCUAUGUCUGUUUACAGUUUUACAAUGUCAAAGUUACACGAGAAAGAUUUAUAAAGCAUCUGAAAGAUUAAAAGCUAUGAAUCAAUAUCUCGCCUGUUCACUGUCUGUCUAGCU